UGGCGCGGGAAAUGAACGGAGUUUGGCGGCGCGCAGCUGCAGGUCCUGCUUUGUUCGCUGCAGAGCUGCUGCACGGUGACUUUCUCCACGGCACCCCAUCUAAAGGAAGAAGAAAACAUGCCGCUCACCCGCUCCAAGAAACUGGUUGCCCAGUCUCCGUCCACGAGAAUGAGCCUGAGGAGCUUCCGUAGUGUCCCGCUGGUUCCCAUGGAGACCUCGUCCUCCUCCUCUGAUGACAGCUGCGACAGCUUCGGCUCUGACGGAGGGUUUGCGAAUACGAGGAGAAGCCUGAAGGAGACGAGGAGGACCCCAGAGAAACCGAAAAGGUUCGAGGCCACGCCGGAGGAGGACACAUGCAGCGGCUUUGAGGAGAAUUUGAUCAGCAGGCAAAUCAAAGCCAUGAAAGUUGACAGUGAGGCUCCAAGACAUGGCCGCAGGUCCAAUGUCCUAAAAGUUGCCAUGACGUUCCCCAACAAGAAGACGGGCAGUAAGAGGCCUGCGUCUGAACCUCUGCCUCAGCCCAACGUGCAGGACUCUGACUCCGAGGAGGAGAACAUCAUGAGCAAGAGAGCUCUGAAUAUCAAGGAGAACAAAGAAAUGCUUGCAAAGCUUUUAGCAGAACUGAACAAAGUACCCGGACUCCUUCCAGGAAAACGGAUGGCGAAGCCAGCUUCGACCCCGAUGAGACAGAGGCCUCAGGGGUCGCCAUCCACAGGCUUCGUUAUGCGGAGAUGCUCAGAUCGGUUGUCCCCGCCCCGCACUCGGUCCCAGGGUCCCGUUGAAGGCCGCCAGCUGAGGAGGCGGACUUCCAGCCCGCCUCCUGAGGAGGACGCCAGCGACAAGUUCAGCCUGGUUAGAAAAAGCCCCUACUACAAGGAAGUGGACGAACCUCUGCGUCGCCGAUCCUUCACCAAGGCCAUCCCUCACGUGGUGCGGCCCGUGGAGGACGUCACCGAGUGGGAGCUGCAGAGGAUCUGCUACAACGUCCGAGAGAAAGUGUACAACAGCGCCACUGGCUCCACCUGCCACCAGUGCCGACAGAAGACCACCGACACCAAAACCAAUUGCCGUAACCCAGAAUGCAUGGGGGUGAGGGGCCAGUUCUGCGGCCCGUGCCUCCGUAACCGCUACGGAGAGGAGGUCCGGGAUGCUCUGCUGGAUCCGGAGUGGCAGUGCCCGCCGUGCAGAGGGAUCUGCAACUGCAGCUUCUGUCGGGCCAGAGAAGGCCGCUGUGCCACCGGCGUGCUGGUCUACCUGGCUAAAUACCACGGCUUUGAUAACGUGCACGCCUACCUGAAAAACUUGAAAAAGGAGCUGGAAGAAGACAGCAGCAAGUGAAAAGUGGAGGAGAAUCUGCUGCGGAUGUUCUUGACGAGCGACCAGUCGACGCAUUACGUUGUUCAGUGUUUUGAAGCAUUGCAAUUGUUUCUGUUAAGGUUUUUUUAAUCGUACUGGUUCUCCAACUUCUGAAGCUAACGUUUUUCAGCCACAGAUUAAGACUGUUUUGUAAGCUACAACUGUGGAAAUUGUAAUAGUAAUUGCCCAGGACUCAAUCUGCAGUCUUAUCUGUGAUCAAAUUAAAUCGGUGCAUACGUUGCCUUCCAGGCUUUAGACUGACCCUUUGUUUCAGAUGUAUUUGAAACGGCGUUAAAUCGAAUCAGCCUCUUCUGUGGCUUCAAAUUGAUGCUUGUGUUUUUACAAGUUGCUUUUUUAUAUUUGCUUGUUUUGAAUAAAAGAAAGCCUUUUUUUUUCCUGCCUGUUGUUCUCCAAAAUGUCCCAGGGAUCCUCCCGCUGUAGGUUGGGGGGAGGAAAGGGCACAUAGAGCGAGGUCCACUGCCUUCCUCCUCUAAACCGCGAGGCGCCGUGAUAAACUGCAGCGCCCGGUUAAAUAUCCUUCAUUAGAUAACUGUCACUAAUGGUGUGGAAACAAUUAGCACACUCUAAUGGGAAUCUCAUACCUGUAAAUCACUUUCCCUUGUUAAGGCACGUUCUUGCUCCGCGCCAGCCUCCGCGGCUCAUUUUCUGCUGCUCCAAUUGUCGAGCAGAAAUGGCUGAAGGUGCCACUGAAGUGCCGGCAGAGUUAUAGGCUGCGUUUUUUCUGCUCGAGGCUCUGAUCCUCCAAAGGAAAUUAACCUUUUGUUCUGUUCAUUGUUUAAACGUACUCCGUUUGACCUGUGGUUGGAGGACGCUCAAUCGUAUGAUGCUGUUGCAAAAAAAAAAAAAUGUGAUCGGUUAAGAUUUGUUUUUGUCUUUUGCUGUAUUUGCAGGUGGUGGUCGUUAUACUGGCGUGUUCUGUUUGCCAAACGCAAAAGGAAAUGUGCUUUGCGCUCAUUGUGUUUUAUGUACAUGUUCAAUAAAGCGUUAAUCGGUGCAGAAUC
Molecule: messenger RNA, 2378 nt
Organism: Fundulus heteroclitus (mummichog)
Lineage: Eukaryota; Metazoa; Chordata; Actinopteri; Cyprinodontiformes; Fundulidae
Gene: cdca7a
Product: cell division cycle associated 7a
Exons: 10
Coding region: 118-1338 (406 amino acids)
Biological process (GO): regulation of DNA-templated transcription
Cellular component (GO): nucleus
Source: RefSeq, a predicted model, not a curated record